AUGUCCACGGAUCUCCUCCGCUAUGACGGAAACAAAUCGAAUAUCAUGACGACGACUGCGGCGCCAACAAAUCGCGCAAGCAACAUAAUACCAGACCAUGACACGGCCAUGUCAGCGAAGAAGGAAGGCGGCGCGGCCACGGCCUCUGGAAAGAAGAAGACGGAUAAGAACAGCAUGGAAUAUCUGAUCAAGAGCGGAGUGGCAGGAGGGUUCGCCGGAUGCGCUGCAAAGACGGUAGUAGGCCCCCUCGACCGCGUAAAAAUCCUCUUCCAAACCCGCAACCCCCAGUUCGCGAAAUACGCCGGCUCUUGGAGUGGUUUCCCUACGGCAAUCCGCGACAUCUACGUCAGCACCGGAGUACGUGGUCUCUUCAAGGGUCACUCGGCAACACUCCUCCGCAUUUUCCCCUAUGCCGGCAUCAAAUUUCUCGCCUACGAGCAAAUACGCGGUCGCAUAAUAAAAAACAAAGCGCAAGAAACGCCGGGCCGACGGUUCAUCUCGGGCAGUUUAGCAGGCAUGAUGAGCGUCUUCCUGACAUACCCCCUCGAGGUAAUCCGCGUGCGCCUCGCCUUUGAGACAAAAGAAGAAGCCCGCAGUAGUCUCGUAACUAUAGUACGAAAAAUAUACAGCGAGCAAGCACCACGAAUAUCGCAACCAAAGAAUCCCAUCACAGCAACCGCAACCCACGUCGUCGAAACCGUUACCCCGCGCUCCGGCCUUUCGAACUUCUUCCGCGGCUUCACACCCACGCUUCUCGGCAUGAUACCCUAUGCGGGCGCCUCGUUUCUCGCCCACGACUCCAUGUCCGAUCUCAUGCGCAUCCCCAUUCUCGCUCCUUACACAACACUGCCCAAUACCUCUCGCGAAGAAUCCAGCACCUCAAGCCACAAGCCCGCGCAAUUGCGCUAUUGGGCUGAACUGACUAGCGGUGGUAUCGCAGGCUUCUUUUCACAAACAGUGUCUUACCCACUGGAAGUUAUAAGACGGAGAAUGCAGGUUGGUGGUGUCGUUGGUGAUGGCCAUCGGCUUAGUAUACCGGAGGUUACGAGGAGAAUCUACAUGGAGAGAGGAUACAAAGGCUUUUUCGUGGGGCUGACGAUUGGCUAUGUCAAGGUUGUUCCGAUGGCUGCUGUCAGCUUUUAUGCGUAUGAGAGGGGGAAGUACUAUCUGGGCAUAUGA
Messenger RNA from Alternaria postmessia, 1179 nucleotides. RefSeq lists its product as uncharacterized. NCBI's taxonomy places the organism in Eukaryota, Fungi, Ascomycota, Dothideomycetes, Pleosporales, Pleosporaceae. The record is from RefSeq and is a predicted model, not a curated record. Gene Ontology annotation, biological process: transmembrane transport. Bases 1 to 1179 code for a protein of 392 amino acids. The transcript is spliced from 2 exons.